Messenger RNA from Carassius auratus (goldfish), 11425 nucleotides. Its product is annotated as IgGFc-binding protein. The record is from RefSeq and is a predicted model, not a curated record. NCBI's taxonomy places the organism in Eukaryota, Metazoa, Chordata, Actinopteri, Cypriniformes, Cyprinidae. Gene Ontology annotation, cellular component: extracellular matrix. The coding region runs from base 16 to 11073 and encodes 3685 amino acids. The transcript has 26 exons. Gene Ontology annotation, molecular function: protein binding.
ACCUGGCCUACAGCCAUGGAGAAACAAUCUUUUCUUUUCUGGCUGGCAGUUUUAACAGUAACUGCAGUCAGCGGGUGUCCUAUAGGUCGGGAGUUCAUCACUGCUUUCAUGACAAAUUACCAAUAUGGAAAAGCCAGUCUGACUCUCUCCAUAACAGCACAUAAUUCCCCUGCCACUGUGAAAAUUGAGAUAAAGGCACUGAGUUACAGUGAAACAGUGAAUAUUGGACAAGGUGAAACCAAAUGGAUUGUCCUCCCACAAAACACUGAGAUUGAAGGUGAUGGAACGUUCCGCAAAACCGUGUACAUCUCUUCCACUGCUGAUAUCUCAGUCGUUUCAUCCAACAUAAAGGAAUUCACUGGAGACAGCAGUGUGAUCUUCCCGAUAAAUCAACUAGGCCAGCGUUAUGUAGUUUUUACUCCGAACACGGGUCCAAGUCCGUAUAAAAAGCUGGUAGCCAUAAUCAAUGGCAAUUAUAUGAACACAGUCGAGAUUGCCUCCAAUUCAGGAAAUCUUUUGAACGCCAUUUUUGGAAAGACCAGAACCAUUAGUUUGGCUCCCUACGAAGUUUAUCAGCUUCGCAGUCUUGAAACUUUGACUGGAACAAAAAUUAAAUCCACGUCUCCAGUGGCUGUUCUGGCAGGACACGAGUGCUCCAUGCUUGUAGGCACCUGUGAGCAUGUCUUUGAGCAGCUGGUGCCAGUUGAGUCUCUCGCCAAUGAAUACCUGGUCCCUGCAAUGCAUCAGACCUCCAGCAAGGACACAGCCUAUGUGGUUGCUCCAGAGGACAACACUAUUGUGUCAGUUUUCAGUGGGAAUAGUUGGUUUCACAACAAGAACAAGCUAAAUGCUGGAGACGUUUUAGCGGUUGAUGUGAGCACAAAUGCUAAGCUCAUUCAAAGUAGCAAAAACGUAAUGGUUAUGUAUUUCAGUAGCAAUUUUCCCAAUGACGAGUUUCUAACCAAUGUCAUACCCACUUCUGAGAUGUCGAAAUCAUGGACCAUUCAUGCUCAAGAUGGCUAUGAUAACACUCUUGUUGUUGUUGCUGAAGCAGCAUCAGCCUCCACUAUCAGUGGUUCAUUGAAGUGGAAAACAUUCCCUGCUAAUCAAAAAUAUGUAUGGGCUACCAAGUCACUCGGUACACGAAAAGGUCCCAUCACUGUAUCUGGUGAUUCGCUGAUGGCUGCUUAUGUUUUUGGUGGAAAAAUAAGGCAUGGUUAUGCCACAACAGGAGUGUGCAACACAGCUUUUACGACAAUUCCGGCUCCACCAGACCCCUGUGAGACUGUUAAAUGCCGUCAGCAGGAGGAGUGCAGAAAGGGUGUCUGCGUUCCCACUUCCACUGCCACAUGCCAUGCAGUUGGUGAUCCCCAUUACAAAACUUUUGAUGGGAAACUGUAUGACUUUCAGGGAACUUGUACAUACAUCAUGGUAAACAAUACAAAGCCUCAAAAAGGCCUCACACCUUUUACCAUCUUGGCAAAGAAUAAUCACAGGGGAAGCACUAGGGUGGCAUAUGUAAGGACAGUUUCUGUCCUUGUGUACAAUCAUAAAGUGGUGGCUGGCAGCCAAAGGGGAGUAGUAGAGCUUGAUGGAGAAAACACUUACCUGCCUUUAACUAUCGAUGGCGGCAAAAUAAAAGUGGAUCAGAGGGGAUGGAAUGUCAUUAUAUCGACGGAUUUUGGCUUAGAGGUAAAAUAUGACUGGAAUAUGAUGUUGUACAUUACAGCUCCAAGUAGCUAUUUCCAGACUUUAGGUGGUCUUUGUGGAAACUAUAAUGGUGACCGAAGAGAUGAACUUAUUGAUCCCAAAGGCCAAGUGCUCUCCAAUGUCAUUGCGUUCGCUAAGACCUGGAAAGUUCCAGAUAAUGAUUUGUUUUGCAAUGAUGACUGCAAUGGACAAUGCCCAAGUUGCUCUUUAAGUCUUCAAGAGGAGUACAAAAAAGACACAAACUGUGGUGUCAUGGCUAAAACGGAUGGGCCAUUUGCUAUUUGCCACAACACUGUCGAUCCUCAGAUGUAUGUAGAUAACUGUGUCUAUGAUGUCUGUAUUAAUAAUGGCAUGAGAAACUUCCUCUGCAAUAACAUUCAAAGCUACGUCGGUGCUUGCAUGUCAGCUGGAAUCAAGAUUCCUGGAAAGUGGAGGACACUUUCCAACUGCCCACUGGAUUGUCCAGUCAACAUGCAUUAUGAUGACUGUGGCACAGCCUGUGCUGCCUCUUGUGCUGAUCGAGAUGCCCUAAGCAAGUGCACGCUGCCAUGUGUGGAGGGCUGUCAAUGCAACACAGGUUUUGUCCGCAGUGGAGAUGAAUGCAUACCUUUGAAAAAGUGUGGCUGCACAUACAACGGUCGAUAUUAUCUACCUGAGCAGACAUUUUGGGGGGACCAAAAAUGUACAGAGAGAUGUGUGUGCAACUCUCAAACUGGAAAAGUUGAUUGUUCAGUGACAAAAUGUAAGAAAUCCCAAGUGUGUGAAACACGGAAUGGAGUGAGAGAUUGUUAUCCAACGUCCUAUGGUACCUGUCAGGGUGCAGGGGAUCCACACUACCGCACUUUUGAUGGUAAAGCCUUUGACUUCCAAGGAACCUGCACUUAUUAUUUGUCCAAACUACUCAAUACAGUUGACCCAUCACUGAUACCUUUUGAGGUACUGGUCAAGAAUGAAAACAGAGGAAGAAACAUGGCAGUUGCUUAUACCAAGACUGUAUCAUUAACUGUCUAUGGAUACACAAUUGUCAUGAGUAAAGAUGAUUCAGGGAAAGUGAAGGUCAACAAUAUGUUUGUGAAUUUGCCAUUUGAACAAGAAGAAGGUCGAUUCUCCAUAUACCGGAGUGGGUACUUUGGUGUAAUAAAAACAGACUUUGAUUUGACUUUAAAAUUCAACUGGGAUAGCCAUGUAGUCCUGACUCUCCCCAGCACUUACUCUGGUGAAGUGGGAGGGCUUUGCGGCAACUGGAACAAUAACAACAACGAUGAUUUUCUCACUCCUGACAAAACUCCUGCUUCAACCCCAGCAAUUUUUGGAACCAGUUGGAAAGUCAAAGAUGACCCUGGAUGCUCAGAUGCAUGUCAGGGCAAAGCAUGUCCUAAAUGUGAUGUGACAGAAAGAAACCAAGUCACUUUUACAAAGCCUUGCAGCAAGAUCACAGACAAACUGGGACCAUUUAAAGGUUGCCAUGUUAAAGUAAAUCCAAAUCAGUUUUAUGAAGAUUGUGUGUAUGAUAUGUGUAUGUACGGUGGCCAUUCAUCUGCCCUCUGCAGUGCUCUUACUGCAUACACAGCUGCUUGCCAAGAGGCACUUGGCCAAGUGGAAGACUGGAGAACUGACAGUUUCUGCCCUGCAUCCUGUAUGGAAAACGGCCACUAUGAGGUUUGCGCAACAGGAUGUUCCCAGACCUGCCAUGGCCUCAUUGAGCCCAAGGCAUGUGAGGGCACUCCUUGCAUUGAAGGCUGUAUAUGUGAUGAAGGCUUUGUCCUGAGCAAUGGUGAGUGUGUGGCUAUGGAACGAUGUGGCUGUUCUUACAAGGGCCUGUACUACCAGCUUGGCCAGGAGUUCUUCCUUCAAGACAAGUGCAAUCAGAGAUGUGUGUGCAAAGAGAACGGAAGAGUUCAGUGUGAUGAUGGAUUCACCUGCAAACCAAACGAGAAGUGCCAGGUCCUGAAUGGGGUUCAGGGUUGUUUUCCUGAUGGAAAAGCAGUUUGCUCUGUGUCAGGCUUUGGGCUUUAUAAGUCAUUUGAUGGGAAAUCCUUUACUGUUGAAGGAGACUGUGAGUAUAGAUUUGCAGAGACGGUUCAAGGCAAAGAUGAGGAUAUAAGCUUUUUUAGUGUAUUAGUGAAAAAGCAGUCCUCCUCUGACACUGUCUUCACUCGAAGAGUUGAAAUACAAAUAGAACAAUCCACAAUCACUUUGCUGCCUGGCCACAUCUGGGAGGUUCAGGUGGACAAUGUUCAAACCCAUCUCCCCACAACUGUGGAUGAAGGACUGGCACAAGUCUAUCAGAGCGGUAUUAACAUUGUUGUGGAAACAAACUUUGGAUUGAAACUGACAUAUGAUACUAUUUCCAUGGCCAAAAUUGAGAUACCAUCCACUUUUAAAAAUGCAGUCAAAGGCCUCUGUGGUAACUACAAUGGAGACAGUGCAGAUGAUUUUCUUUUGCCUGGUGGUAUUCAGGCACCUUCCGUGGUAGAUUUUGCAGAUGCCUGGGUUUCACCAUCAGACAAAAUGAUGUGUCAAACAGGCUGUGCCUUGAGUUGUAUCAAUCCUGACAAAGACCAACAGAAAAAGGCAGAGACAGCUUGCAGUAUACUAACAUCAGAGAAGGGGCCAUUUUCUGGUUGUUACGAAAAAAUACCACCUCAGACAUUCUUUGAUGAAUGUGUGAAAGAUGUGGCAGCCCAACCAAAUGACAAGACAGUGCACUGUCGCCACAUACAAAGGUAUGUUGCCAGCUGUCAAGAGAUUGGGACGUCAAUCAACAUCUGGAGGAAUAACACCUUCUGUCCACUCACAUGUUUCAAAAAUAGUCACUAUGAGCUCUGCGCUGACACCUGUUCCACGACCUGUGCAAGUCUGACAAAGUCACAGAAAUGCCCAUUGUGUCAGGAAGGAUGUCAGUGUGAUGAUGGCUUUUUGUUUGAUGGAGGUGAAUGUAGGACUUUGGAUAGCUGUGGUUGUCAUGUAGAUGGGACAUUUUACAAGUCUGGUCAGACAGUAAUUCGAGGAGAGUGUAAAGAGAAAUGCACCUGUAAAGCUGGAGUGUUCUCCUGUGAAACCUUGGAAUGUGGUGAAGAUCAGAUUUGUGGCAAAAAAGAUGGUGCCGUUGGAUGCUACAACAAAGACACAUACUGUCCAGUCAACAUGCAUUAUGAGGCCUGCGGCUCAGCUUGUCCUGUGACCUGUGCUAAUCGAGAUAGUCCAAAUGAGUGCACACUGCCAUGUGUAGACGGCUGCCUCUGCAAUGCAGGUUUUGUCCUUAAAGGGGAUGAAUGCAUACCUGUGAAAAAGUGUGGCUGCGAAUACAAAGGCCAAUAUUAUCUACCUGGGCAGACAUUUUGGGGCGAGAAACAAUGCACAGAGAAAUGCGUGUGCAACCCUCAAACUGGAAAUGUUGAAUGUACACCAACAAAGUGUAAGAAUUCUCUAGUGUGUGGCACACAGAAUGGAGUGAAAGACUGUUACCCAUUGUCCUAUAGUACCUGUCAGGGUGCAGGGGAUCCACACUACCGGACUUUUGAUGGUAAAACCUUUGACUUCCAAGGAACCUGCACUUAUUAUUUGUCCAAACUACUGAAUACAGCUGACUCAUCACGGAUACCCUUUGAGGUACUGGUCAAGAAUGAGAACAGAGGAAGGAACAUGGCAGUUGCUUAUACCAAGACUGUAUCAUUAACUGUCUAUGGAUACACAAUUGUCUUAAGUAAGGAAAACCCACGGAACGUAAAGGUCAACAAUCUGUAUGUGAAAUUGCCAUUUGAACUAGAAGAUGGUCGGCUCUCAAUAUUCUACAGUGGGUACUUUGGUGUGAUAAAAACUGACUUUGAUCUGACUUUAAAAUUCAACUGGGAUAGCCAUGUAGUCCUGACUCUCCCCAGCACUUACUCCGGUGAGUUGGGAGGGCUUUGUGGAAACUGGAACGGCAAUGCCAAUGAUGAUUUGCUGACUCCUAACAACACCCUUGUUUCAAACCCAACAAUUUUUGGAACCAGUUGGAAAGUCAAAGAUGACCCUGGAUGCUCAAAUGCAUGUCAGGGCAAAGCAUGUCCUAAAUGUGAUGUGACAGAAAGAAACCAAGUCACUUUUACAAAGCCUUGCAGCAAGAUCACAGACAAACAGGGACCAUUUAAAGGUUGCCAUGAUAAAGUGAAUCCAAAUCAGUUUUAUGAAGAUUGUGUGUAUGAUAUGUGUAUGUACGGUGGCCAUUCAUCUGCCCUCUGCAGUGCUCUUACUGCAUACACAGCUGCUUGCCAAGAGGCACUUGGCCAAGUGGAAUCCUGGAGAACCAACAGUUUCUGCCCUACAACCUGCAAGGCAAACAGCCACUAUGAGGUUUGUGCAACAGGAUGCCCCCAGACCUGCCGUGGCCUCACUGAGCCCAAGAACUGUAAGGGCACUCCCUGUGUUGAAGGCUGCACAUGUGACAAAGGUUUUAUCCUGAGUGAUGGUGAUUGUGUGGCUGCGCAGCAGUGUGGCUGUACUUACAAGGGCCUGUACUACCAGCUGGGCCAGGAGUUCUUCCCUCAAGACAAGUGCAAUCAGAAAUGUGUGUGCAAAGAGAACGGAAGAGUUCAGUGUGAUGAUGGAUUCACCUGCAAACCAAACGAGAAGUGCCAGGUCCUGAAUGGGGUUCAGGGCUGUUUCCCUGAUGGCAAAGCAGUUUGCUCAGUGACAGGUUUAGGGCUUUAUCAGUCAUUUGAUGGGAAAUCCUUUACUGUUGAAGGAGACUGUGAGUACAGAUUGGCAGAGACGGCUCAGAACACAAAUAAGGAGAGCUCUUUCAGUGUGUUAGUGAAACAGCAGUCCUCCUCUGAGACUGUCUUCACUCGAAGAGUUGAAAUACAAAUAGGACAAGCCACCAUAACUUUGCUGCCUGGCCACAUCUGGGAGGUUCAGGUGAACAAAGUUCAAACCAAUCUCCCAGUGACUCUAAAUGGAGGAUUUGUCCAAGUCUAUCAGAGUGGUGUUAAUAUUGUUGUGGAAACAGACUCUGGAUUGAAACUGACAUAUGAUACUAUUUCUAUGGCCAAAAUCGAGAUCCCAUCCACUUUUAAAAAUGCAGUUAAAGGUCUCUGCGGUAACUACAAUGGAAACAGUUCAGAUGAUUUUCUCCUGCCAGGUGGUAUUCAGCCUUCUUCUGUGGAAUACUUUGCCGAGGCCUGGGUUUCACCAUCAGACAAAAUGAUGUGUAAAACAGGCUGUGCACUCAAUUGUUUCAAUCCUGACAAAGACCAACAGAAAAAGGCAGAGACAGCUUGCAGUAUACUAAUCUCAGAGAAGGGGCCAUUUUCCGGUUGUUACGAAAAAAUACCACCUCAGACAUUCUUUGAUGAAUGUGUGAAAGAUGUGGCAGCCCAACCAAAUGACAAGACAGUGCACUGUCGCCACAUACAAAGGUAUGUUGCCAGCUGUCAAGAGAUUGGGACGUCAAUCAACAUCUGGAGGAAUAACACCUUCUGUCCACUCACAUGUUUCAAAAAUAGUCACUAUGAGCUCUGCGCUGACACCUGUUCCACGACCUGUGCAAGUCUGACAAAGUCACAGAAAUGCCCAUUGUGUCAGGAAGGAUGUCAGUGUGAUGAUGGCUUUUUGUUUGAUGGAGGUGAAUGUAGGACUUUGGAUAGCUGUGGUUGUCAUGUAGAUGGGACAUUUUACAAGUCUGGUCAGACAGUAAUUCGAGGAGAGUGUAAAGAGAAAUGCACCUGUAAAGCUGGAGUGUUCUCCUGUGAAACCUUGGAAUGUGUUAAAGAUCAGAUUUGUGGCAAAAAAGAUGGUGCCAUCGGAUGCUACAACAAAGACACAUACUGUCCAGUCAACAUGCAUUAUGAGGCCUGCGGCUCAGCUUGUCCUGUGACCUGUGCUAAUCGAGAUAGUCCAAAUGUGUGCACACUGCCAUGUGUAGACGGCUGCCUCUGCAAUGCAGGUUUUGUCCUUAAAGGGGUUGAAUGCAUACCUGUGAAAAAGUGUGGCUGCGAAUACAAAGGCCAACUGUAUCUACCUGGGCAGACAUUUUGGGGCGAGAAACAAUGCACAGAGAAAUGCGUGUGCAACCCUCAAACUGGAAAUGUUGAAUGUACACCAACAAAGUGUAAGAAUUCUCUAGUGUGUGGCACACAGAAUGGAGUGAAAGACUGUUACCCAUUGUCCUAUAGUACCUGUCAGGGUGCAGGGGAUCCACACUACCGCACUUUUGAUGGUAAAACCUUUGACUUCCAAGGAACCUGCACUUAUUAUUUGUCCAAACUACUCAAUACAGUUGACCCAUCACUGAUACCUUUUGAGGUACUGGUCAAGAAUGAGAACAGAGGAAGGAACAUGGCAGUUGCUUAUACCAAGACUGUAUCAUUAACUGUCUAUGGAUACACAAUUGUCUUAAGUAAGGAAAGCCCACGCAAAGUAAAGGUCAAUGAUCUGUAUGUGAAAUUGCCAUUUGAACUAGAAGAUGGCCGGCUCUCAAUAUUCUACAGCGGGAACUUUGGUGUGAUAAAAACUGACUUUGAUCUGACUUUAAAAUUCAACUGGGAUAGCCAUGUAGUCCUGACUCUCCCCAGCACUUACUCCGGUGAGUUGGGAGGGCUUUGUGGAAACUGGAACGGCAAUGCCAAUGAUGAUUUGCUGACUCCUAACAACACCCUUGUUUCAAACCCAACAAUUUUUGGAACCAGUUGGAAAGUCAAAGAUGACCCUGGAUGCUCAGAUGCAUGUCAGGGCAAAGCAUGUCCUAAAUGUGAUGCGACAGAAAGAAACCAAGUCACUUUUACAAAGCCUUGCAGCAAGAUCACAGACAAACAGGGACCAUUUAAAGGUUGCCAUGAUAAAGUGAAUCCAAAUCAGUUUUAUGAAGAUUGUGUGUAUGAUAUGUGUAUGUACGGUGGCCAUUCAUCUGCCCUCUGCAGUGCUCUUACUGCAUACACAGCUGCUUGCCAAGAGGCACUUGGCCAAGUGGAAUCCUGGAGAACCAACAGUUUCUGCCCUACAACCUGCAAGGCAAACAGCCACUAUGAGGUUUGUGCAACAGGAUGCCCCCAGACCUGCCGUGGCCUCACUGAGCCCAAGAACUGUAAGGGCACUCCCUGUGUUGAAGGCUGCACAUGUGACAAAGGUUUUAUCCUGAGUGAUGGUGAUUGUGUGGCUGCGCAGCAGUGUGGCUGUACUUACAAGGGCCUGUACUACCAGCUGGGCCAGGAGUUCUUCCCUCAAGACAAGUGCAAUCAGAAAUGUGUGUGCAAAGAGAACGGAAGAGUUCAGUGUGAUGAUGGAUUCACCUGCAAACCAAACGAGAAGUGCCAGGUCCUGAAUGGGGUUCAGGGCUGUUUCCCUGAUGGCAAAGCAGUUUGCUCAGUGACAGGUUUAGGGCUUUAUCAGUCAUUUGAUGGGAAAUCCUUUACUGUUGAAGGAGACUGUGAGUACAGAUUGGCAGAGACGGCUCAGAACACAAAUAAGGAGAGCUCUUUCAGUGUGUUAGUGAAACAGCAGUCCUCCUCUGAGACUGUCUUCACUCGAAGAGUUGAAAUACAAAUAGGACAAGCCACCAUAACUUUGCUGCCUGGCCACAUCUGGGAGGUUCAGGUGAACAAAGUUCAAACCAAUCUCCCAGUGACUCUAAAUGGAGGAUUUGUCCAAGUCUUUCAGAGUGGUGUUAAUAUUGUUGUGGAAACAGACUCUGGAUUGAAACUGACAUAUGAUACUAUUUCCAUGGCCAAAAUCGAGAUCCCAUCCACUUUUAAAAAUGCAGUUAAAGGUCUCUGCGGUAACUACAAUGGAAACAGUGCAGAUGAUUUUCUCUUGCCAGGUGGCAUUCAGACUUCUUCUGUGGAAUACUUUGCCGAGGCCUGGGUUUCACCAUCAGACAAAAUGAUGUGUAAAACCGGCUGUGCCUUCAAUUGUUUCAAUCCCGACAAAGACCAACAGAAAAAGGCAGAGACAGCUUGCAGUAUACUAAUCUCAGAGAAGGGGCCAUUUUCUGGUUGUUACGAAAAAAUACCACCUCAGACAUUCUUUGAUGAAUGUGUGAAAGAUGUGGCAGCCCAACCAAAUGACAAGACAGUGCACUGUCGCCACAUACAAAGGUAUGUUGCCAGCUGUCAAGAGAUUGGGACGUCAAUCAACAUCUGGAGGAAUUACACCUUCUGUCCACUUGAGUGUUCAGGUAACAGUCAUUAUGAGCUUUGCGCCGACACCUGUUCCUCAACCUGUGCCAGUCUGACUACCUCAAAGAGAUGUCCACCAUGUCAGGAGGGAUGUCAGUGUGAUGAUGGCUUCUUGUUUGAUGGAGGUGAAUGUAAGACUUUCCAGGAUUGUGGUUGUCAAGUAGAUGGAAAAUUUUACAAGUCUGGUGAGACAACCAUUCAGGAUGAGUGUACUGAAAAAUGCCUCUGCAGAGCUGGAGUAUUCUCCUGUGAACCUUUGAUAUGCAGUGCCGAUCAGAUAUGUGACAAAAAAGAAGGAGUCACUGGGUGUUACAAGAAAGAUCCUUGCAGUAACCAUGAGUGUCGUGAAAAAGAGUACUGCACUGUGAAGGACGACAAGGCAAUGUGCAUUGCAAAAUCAAAGGCCUCUUGCAUUGCCAAGGGAGACCCUCAUUACAGAACCUUUGAUGGCAACCACUUCUCCUUCCAGGGCACUUGCACCUAUACUUUAGUUAAAACUUCAGGCAAAGACCAAACACUGACACCUUUCAACAUUGUCAACAAGAAUGAUAUGCUCAAAGGCACACGUGGAUCUUACGUCAAGUCAGCCACCAUUACAGUCAAAGGACAUGAAAUCACAUUCAUCCAAGGCAACCGCAAUCGUGUGACAAUUGAUGGCACAGUUUCCAACCUUCCUGUGAGUUUGAAUUCUGAGGGGAUCAGCAUCACCCUCUCAGGCAGUAUAGGGGUCUUGCAGACAGAUUUUGGCUUGGAGGUCAAGUUUAACUGGGCAGAUACCCUUAUGGUGACAUUGUCCAGCAGCUACUACAAUAACAUAGUCGGGAUGUGUGGAACCUACAACAAUGAUUUGGAGGAUGAUUAUGUCACACCGAGUGGUAACAGCAUGACAGACAUCACAGAAUGGGCAAUGUCUUGGAAUGUCCCUGAAAGCAACAGCAAUUGCUGGCACUUUCCCCCUUGCUCAGAUGAAAAGAAAUCGCUAUAUAGGGGACAGAGCUACUGUGGCUUGUUAGAGAAUGAAACAGGCCCAUUUGCCCAGUGCCAUGACAUAAUAUCAAAGAGGCGAUUUGCUGCUGACUGCCUUUUCCAGAUGUGUCUCAAUAAUGGAAGUCAGAACGCUUUCUGCAAUGCCUUCAAUAAUUAUGUGUCCACUUGUUCAUCUGUAAAGGCUGACGUGUCUCCAGAGUGGAAGCAACUCACCAACUGCUGAUGAAGAUUUUUUUCCACCAUGUUUUGUGUAUCCCUUAAAGAAGUGAAAAUUAAAAUGAUUAAAUAAUUAACUGGUGCAUUUCACAAUAUAUUGAAAUAUAACAGUAUCUCAGUUUCUGUCAUUGCUUCAUAUCAUAUUACUUCAUUUGUGAUUUGGUGUUUUAAAUGGAUGUUUAAGCAAGUUUCUUUUUUUAAAUGACAAUAUAUUCAUGGAUGUCAACUUGUGCUGUCCACAAAUCAGUCUAUAAUUAAUCUUGGGUUAAACUGUAAACUGUUUUGUAUUUUCCUUCAAAUGUCUUCAAAAAUAUAAUAUUUUAAAUAUAUGUUAUUAUUAAACUUCUUAAAUUCUUGCA